This is a messenger RNA of Gorilla gorilla gorilla (western lowland gorilla), 10336 nucleotides long. It is a transcript of the gene C4H17orf67, whose product is annotated as chromosome 4 C17orf67 homolog. The record is from RefSeq and is a predicted model, not a curated record. Bases 9604 to 9876 code for a protein of 90 amino acids. The transcript has 5 exons. NCBI's taxonomy places the organism in Eukaryota, Metazoa, Chordata, Mammalia, Primates, Hominidae.
AAAACUGCAAAGAAAUACCUGAUAAUAUCUUCCAAACGAUUAGAGAAGACAUAACAUUCAUUAAGAAUACACAUAUAGAUGUAUAUAUACGUGUAUGUGUAUGAAGAAAACCUGCUUGAUAUCACACAGUCAGGAGUCAACUGAGUUGGGGCUUUGAACUUAGGUUUAUCUGAUGCCAAAGUUUGUGAUGCUCUUCAACCAUUUAGGGUACCGCAGAGUGUGGAUUUUGAAUCACCUGCAUCAGCAUCAUUUUAAAAUAUAGAUUCUGUGGUCCUGACCAGGUCUCUGAAGUCAGAAUAUGAAGUGGAGCUAGGAAUCUAACUUCUUAACAAGUUCCCUAGGUAAUUCUUUAUUCAAACUUUUUUUGUUUAUAUUUUGAAAUGUGUCACACAUGCAGAAGAGUUUAUAAAACACAUAUACGGUUUUAAAAAUAAUAGGAAACCCUGGUUAACAUAUUGAAGAUUUGAGAGCUCUUGUGUGCUCACUUGUUUGAUACACCUUCUCCCCCAUCAGAGGGAACUACUAUCGUAACUUUUGUGGCCUUCAUUUCUUUGCUUUUCUUUAUAGAUCCCUAAGGGUAUCCCUGAAUGAUACAGUUUUGUUUGAAAGACUGAAAAGCCCAAAGCUGGCCCUUUUGGGAAAUAGCAGUAAAUCAUUGAUAUGUGAAGGUUCCCAGCAGGAGGUAAGUUGAGCAAUGUCUUUGGGACAGAGUCUGGAUUCAGUUUCCUUGAGAAGAUUCCACCUGGGGAAGUCAGUGGGCAAGGUCUUGGGAAGAUUGUUAAUCACAGUGAGGGCAUCUGAGCAGGGCUGUGGUUUGAACAGCCGGCAAAAAUAUGGCUGAAGAGGAAGGAGGCUGCUUUUUAUCUUUGCAGCUCAGCUCAGGGAGACAUGAGUAUCUUUAGCUAAUCCAUGCAAUGGGGCGUGGGAAUGGGGACAUGGGAGAAUGGGGAGCCCAUCAGCUCCUGGUUCUUGUCUUAAUCUGUUUUCUGUUGCUAUAGCAGAAUACCUGAGACUUGGAAAUUUAGAAAGAAAAUGGUUCAUCUGGCUCAUAGCUCUGGAGGCUGGGAAGUCUAAGGGCAUGGUGGCAGCCUCUGGUGAGGGCUUUUGCUCUGUGUCAUAACAUGAACAAAAAGCUGAAGGGCAAGCCAGUGUGUGCAAAAGAGACCACAAGAGUGAGCCAAGCUCAAUUUUAUAAGAACCCGCUUUCAGGAGAACUAACUCACUCCUAUAAGAACUAAUUUACUCCCAAGAGAACAAACUCACUCCCCAAAUAACAGUCUUAUCCAUUCAGGAGGGUGGUGUUCCCAUGACUUAAUCACCUCUUAAAGGCCCCACCUCCCAACACCAUCAGUGGCAAUAAAAUUUCAACAUGAGUUUUGGCAGGGGCACUCCAAUCAUAGCAGUCAUUAAGAUAAAGUACAAAUAAGCUUUUGUAUCAGGCUCAACAGGCAGCCUGUCCUUAGACUGACUUCUUUCAUUGAGUAAUAUGCAUUUAAGUUUUCUCCAUAUCUUUUCAUGGCCUGAUAGCUCAUUUUUUUUUAGUGCUGAAUAAUAUUCCAUUGUCUGGAUGUGCCACAGUUUAUUUAUCCAUUCACCUCCAGAAGAACAUCUUGGUUGCUUCCAAGUUUUGCCAGCUAUGAAUAAAACUGUUAUAAACAUCUGUGUGCAGGUUUUUGUGUGGACAUGAGUUUUCAACUCAUUUGGGUAAAUGUCCUGUCUUUUAAAAAUAUGUUUUUCUCUCUUGUUUUUUUAAAACUUUCCUCCUCAUUUUUGCUCUAUUUUCCUAAAAGAUUUCCUUAGCUUUUUUCUUGACUCAACUGAGUUUUAAAUUUCUGCUAUUAUGGUUUUUCAUUUCUAAGAAGUAUUUUGGUUAAUUUGUUUUCUGAACAUUCCUUUUUUACAGCAUCUUGUUCAUGUUCCACACAAGCAAAACUUUGGUCUCUUAGAGGAUAUUAAUGUUAUUUAUUUAUUUUCUCCAAUUGCAUGGUGUCUGAUUUCCCCAAGUUGCUUUUUCUUUUAUCUUUUUUGUCUUUACUUUUCAUGUCAGAGGCUUUCUAGAUGUCUGUUGAACCUCAGGUGAUUCUAAUGCACCUAAUGGCCUGAGAAGCAGUGCUAGAGAGUCUCCUAACCUCUCCGAAGCUUAAUCAUCCCAACAGAGAUCCCACCAAGAAAAGUGACACAGUUCAGUAUUUUUCCCCAGAACUAGAGCUUUUCUCUUCCAAUUAGAGGCCUAGCACUUUUCCUGAAUGAAAUGUCGUAUGACAGUAGCCUUAGAAGUGGUUUCAUAAAUUAUUUUGUGCAUGGUUCACUCCCCUAGUAUGUUUAUUCGUACCCAUCUUACGUGAUUCUGCCUGUGCCAAUGCUCCUUUGUCCCUGUUUAAGUUGGAGAGAAGCCUGACACUGGCCAUCAGGAACAUGAUGCUGACCUUGGCUGUCCUCACCUGCUGGGCAGACAUAGUUGAGGCCAACAUCCUGGACCCAGAGUAGAAAUUAGAGUCCACUUGUGGAGGCAUGCAGCAGGCCGGAAAGGCCCCUGUCCAAGGCCAAAACAUCUUACCAUUGUAUUGCUGCUGCAGACAGGAAGGGGUGUAUGCCUGUAGAAGUGCUGAGGAUGUGUAAAGGGAAGCCAGGGCCUGCGGUGUUGACACAGGGCAAGUCAACUCACAUUAGAAAUGAACCAUAUUUUCUUUUCUAAUAUAUAUAUUUCAACAAUAAAGUUGUGUGUCUUAAUACGUGUGAUUAAUCUAUCUUUAGUCAUUCAAAACAUUUUUACAAAAUAGGGUGCAUAUGCAAAGAGAUUUGGCAUAGAGAAGGAGGAGAAAUAAUAACAAUGAUUUCCAAGUAGUAGACUUUUACUAUGUGUCGCGAACUUUACACAUACCUCUUUUAAAUAUUAACCUUAUGAGGUGAAUUUUAUUAUAAUUCUUUUUUUUUAUAAGUGAGAAAACAGUGAUUUGGAAAGUUAAGAAAUUUCCCCAAUGUCACUCAGCUCCAACGUAACACAGGCAAUAAGUUUGAGAAUCAGCAUUCAAGGCCAGGUCUGUUGAUGACUCUGCUGCCCACAGUCAUAACCAUUAUACCACACUGCCUACACAGUAGACACUCAGUCACUUUUGAAUGAAUGUUCUGGCAGGACCCUAUUAUUAACUUAGAUGCAAUAGCACCCAGAUUUGGACACACUAACCAUCCCAUUAGAAUCCCCUGUAUCAGUUAGCUAUUGUCAGAGUAAUGCUAUGAAACAAACCACUCCUAGUCUUAGUGGCUUAAAAUAACUGUCAUUUAUUCUGAGGGAUCUGCAGGUGAUGUGGCUCUGCUUCAGGCUGUGGUAGCUGGAAGUCAGCUGAAAUAGACCGGGCUGGGUUGAGUGGGUCUCUUUUAAGCUACAGAUCUGCAUAAACUUGGCUCCUUUCUUAGCUACUUUGCAUGUAAGCUAAUUCUGAGACUCAGCUUGAAGGGGCAGUAGCCAGCGGGGGGAAGGUCUUUUUGUAGCAAUGACAGACAUGUCAGAGGGCACACUUAACUGUACAAACCAUUUCACACCCUUGUUAGUGUCAUGUCUGCCACCAUCCCACUGCCCAAAACAAGUCAUCUGGUUGAGUCCAAAGUCAAGACAUGGGGCUGCAAAGUCAUGUGGCAGAGAGCAUAAAUUUGGGGUGGUAGUGAAGAAUUGAUGCUAAUAAUUCAACCUACCACAUCUGCCCAGACCUAACAUAUGCCUGCACAGUAUGCCUGUAAAUAAAUGUUUACAGGGAAGCAAAGUGACGAGGUCUAACAUAUUUCCUAUGUCUAUUUCAUGAAGAUCAUCAUUGCUGCAUAGAGAAUAGAUUGAAGGAACAGGGAGGGAAGCUGAGAUGCCAGCUGGGAGCCUGGUGCUGGGUGAGAGAUAACAGUGGCCUAGAUGUGGGUGGUGACAAUAGAGAUGGAAGGAUCUAGACCCAUAAGCACCACACACAGCUUAUGGAGUUACUAUCAUUGCUUUAAAGUUACUAUCAUUAUUUUAAAAAAUAGUGUAGUCUAGUCUACCAACUACACUAUAAAUUCCAUAUUUUUACAAUGUAUAUAUAAUUCUUUACAAUGUACAUGUGAGGUAGACGGUAAAAAAGAUGAAAGCAAAUAUGGAAAGGACUGUUAGAAUUUAUUUAAUUUACCCUGGGCCUAAAAAAUGUCGACACAUUAUAAUUCUCUUGAUGGGGACAGAUUUGGCAUUUUUCUAUACUUAAAAAAAUGUUCCUUUGGGAGGCCAAGGGGGUAGGAUUACUUGAGCCCAGGAGUUCAAGACCAGCCUGGACAACAUAGCAAGACCCUGUUUCUACCAAAAAAAAAAAAUAAAAAUAAUUAGCUGGGCAUGGUAGUGCACGCCUGUGGUUCCAGCUAUUUGAGAAGCUGAGGCAGGAGGAUCAUUGGAACCCUGGAGGGUGAGGCUGCAGUGAGCUAUGCUUGUGCCACUGCACUCCAGCCUGGGCGACAGAGCGAGACCCUCUCUCAAAAAACAAAAACAAAACAAAGUUCUCUUGUCUCUAAAGUUUCUAUAGUUCAGUGUGGUGACAUUUAGAACUCUAGAAUGUUGGGUUUGUCAUUUGUCAAUGACACUUAAAUAUCUGUGUAAUGGGACAGUUCCUUCCACAAAAAAAAAAAAAAAAAAAGGGAAACUCACCCAAACAAAAAGUUGUGUUUGGGUGUUGUGAAUAUGGGUGGUAGCAUUAUUCCUUUAUAGGCUUUUAAAUGUUAUCAAAUAGUUAACACAACAGGUCCUCAAAUAACAUUGUUUCCUUCAACGUUGUUUCAUUACAAUGUUGAUGAAAAAAAAAUUGAUUCCAGCCCCGGGCCACUGUCUGUGUGGAGUUUGCAUGUUCUUUCCAUGUCUGCGUGGGUUUUCUCUGGGUACUUCGGUUUCUUCCCACAUCCCAAAGCUGUGCACCUUAUGUUCAUUGGUGCGUCUGAACUGUCCCCGCGUGAGUGCGUGUGGGUGGGUGUGUGAGAGUGUGCCCUGCGAUGGAAUGGUGUCUUCUCCAGGGCUGGUUUCUGCCUGGUGCCCUGAGCUGCUGGGACACGCUCCAGCCACCACGGCCCUGAACUAGAAUGAGUGGGUAAAUAUUAAUAACUAUCUUACUUGUUUUUAUUAAUCUUUCUUAAAUACAUGUAUAGCCUUCAACGUUUGAUAUUAGAAAUGUUUUCGGUCCUUAUUUAGAAGUUUGGUGAUGUUUUGUGACCAGAAAUAUGCCAUAGGAACUCACCUCUUGUGUAUAUCAAUUAGCUUAUGGUAAAAUUGGUUCAUUCUGGACCAUUUGGCUUAAAGUCGCAGUUUCCAAGAAUUGAUCAGCAAUAAUGUUAUGAGGACUUACUGUACCGCUUUCCUAGGCCACAACAUCUGAUGAAUGCCUUCAAGUAGUACAUCAAUUAAAAUAAAAGUACGGAAAUAGCUUUAGGUGCAGCAGCACCCUCUCUCUCCGCCUCCAGUAGAUUCUCUGGAAUCGCUGGCAACUUCUUGAAUAAUUAACCUUGGUGGCCUUGAGCUCUUUCCCCUGAUCUUAGUUGUCCCUGGUUCCACCUUCUGCUCUGCCACCUUGUGGAUUUAUUGGGAAUUGCGUCUUCUACUGGGAGCCUUGCCGACUCACCUAGUUACCCCGCUGGGGCUUUUCCUGAGAACCGGGAUGGGGUUUAGAAGAGAAUUCUCACCGCCUGAGUGACACUCACAAUAAGACACUUUGCUCUUUCGGUCUUUCUAUAUUCCUCCCCCUCUCGCUUCUUUUAGGACAACAUCCAGAGGCCAAGCUGAAGGGCAUUUGAUGGCCCUGCCAGUAUCACACCUGAACGGCCCUCCCCACCCGAGACUUGCAGCAGCCUCCCAGGGUGUGAUACAGGCUCCGACUCUCUCCAGUCUCACCACCUCAGUCCACCAGAGGUUGCCUUAUGCUUUAAAAAAUUAUAAAAAUAAUACAAGCUUGCUUAAAGCUUACCAGUGAAGGAGACAGAUUUUUAAAAAGUAAACAAAUAAAUGCAAUACGUAUAAAUUAUGGUGAGUGCUGUGAGAUGGAGAGUAGUGGUGGUGGUGGGGGCAGGGAACUUUUUAUUAGGAAGGCUGGUAAGGGCAGGCUUUCCUGAGUAGGAGAAAUUUCAAAUUGAAACCUGAAGGAUGAGACAGAUCCAGUCAUUAAAAGAGGGAGAAAAAGCACAUGCAAAGGUCCUGAGGCGGGAGUGGGCUCGUUAAGCUGAAAGUGAGUGAGUGUGGCCAGAUGGCAGUGAGCAGGAGGGGAGUGGUUGGAGUAAGGUUGGAAAGGGCAGUAGGCACAAAAAACACAGGGUCCUGUCGUGCUUGGUAGGGAUUUUAAUUUUAUUCUGACUCUCAUGGGAAGAUGAGGAAAGAUCUUAUGCAUGGAAGUGAUGAGGUCUAACUGGUACUUUCUAUUUCAUCUUUGCUGCUGCCUGGAGAACAGAUUGAAGUGAACAGGGAGGGAAACUAGAAUCCCAUUUGGGAGCCAGGUGCCAGAAGCUGGGUGAGGGAAACAGUGGCCUAGACUUGGGUGGUGGCAUUAGAGACGGAAGGAUCUAGAUCCAUGUUGUCUAAUAUGGUAGCACUAGCCACAUGUGGCUACCGAGCACUUGAAAUGUGUAAGUGUAAAAUCUACACCAGAUCUUGAAGGUUUAGUACAAAAAAAGGUAUAAAAUCUCUCAUUGACAACUUGUUUAUAUUGAUUAUGUGUUAAAAUAAUAAUAUUUUGGAUAUUUCAUCAUGUUAAAAUAUAAUAUUAAAAUAUUUAACCUUUUUACUUAAAGUGGCCACUGAAAAAAUUUAAAUUACAUAUGUUGUUUGCAUCUGUGGCUUUAUGUUUUUAUUGGACAGUGCUGAUAUAGACAAAAGUUGCAAAAUUUAAAAAAAUAUUUUUUUUUGGAGACAGGGUCUUGUUCUGUUGUCCAGACUUGAGUGUAGUGGCAUAAUCAUUGCUCACUGCAGGCUUGAACUCCUGGGCUCAAGUGAUCCUCUGACCUUGGAAUCCCAAAGUGUUAAGAUUAUAGGUGUGAGCUACUAUGUCUGGCCAAAAAAUACUUCUAUUGUAAAUUUACAUUGGACACAUUAGAAAUUUAUAGCUAAGUAUAGAUUUUGUUUCUGGCCCACAGAAGAUAUUUAUUUGACAUAAUAAAACAAAAUAGUGUUCUAUCCAACCACAAAGAGUAAAAGGAGUGAAAAAUUUGAAUAUACACAUACAAAACUCAAGCUGUUUAACGUGACAAUUUUUCUUUUUUCUUUUAUUUUUAAAAUAAUGCUACUAGCUGUACGUGUUGGCUCACAUCUGUAAUUCAAGCAUUUUUGGAGGCCAAGGUAGGAGAAUUGCUUGAGCUCAAGAGUUUGAGAUCAGCCUGGGCAAUAUGGCAAAACCCAUCUCUACAAAAAUAUACAAAAAUUAGCUGGGCGUGGUGGCACAUGCGUGUAGUCUCAGCUACUAGUGAGGCUGAGGUAGGAAGAUCACUUAAGCCUGGGAGGUUGAGGCUGUACUUAGCCAAGUUCGUGCACUCCAGCCUAGGUGACAGAGGGAGACCAUGUUUCAAAAAAAAAAAAAAAAGCUCUAAAAUUCCUUAGUUAUUGAAAAUUAUGUGAAAACAGAAGGAUGUUAAUAGCAGCAGAGUGCAUGAAAUCAAAUAUUGAAUUUUGAGCAAAUGGGCCACGUGCAGUAAUUCUUUCUUGCCUGUAAUUCCAGCACUUUGGGAGGCUGAAGCAGGAGGAUCACUUGAGCCUGCGAGUUUGAGACCAGCCUGGCUAACAUAAUGAGCCCCUAUCUCUGCAAAGAAGAAAAAAAAUCAGCUGGGCAUGGAGAUGCACACUUGUAGUCCCAGAUACUCAGGAGGCUGAGAUGGGAGAUCGUGAGCUCAGGAGGUUGAGGCUGUAGUGGGCUGUGAUUGCACCACUGCACUUCUGCCUGGGCAACAGAAUGAGACCCUGUCUCAAAAAAAAAUUUACUUAUAUAUAUAUAUAUUUGAGCAAAUGAACAUGUGAGACAACUUUGCUAACAUUGCAUGAUCUUUUUUUUCUUGUUUACAAUCUGCUCAAAAUAUCUUUAUGCUGACUGUGUGGGCAGCACAUUCAGGUUUAAUAUCAGUUACACAUUAGCGUAAAUUUGGAGAAAUACACAUAGGGUACUGUUUUCUUUUGAGCUGGCAACGUGACCACAGAAACAUCAGAUCAUCUCUCUGAAUACAGAAUUUUAUCCAAAUAAAUGUCACAUGCUUUCCAGACAUAUUUUAAUCAUGUAUUGAAUUUCUUAGGCUGAGAGCAGUGUCUCAUGCCUGUAAUCCCAGCACUUUGGGAGGCUGAGGCAGGAGGAUCGCUUGAGCCCAGGAGUUUGGAACCAACCUGGUCAAAAUAGUGAGACCCUGUCUCUACAAAAUAAAAAAAUAAAAAAGUUAAUUGAGUGUUGUGGUGCGUGCCUGUAGUCCCAGCUACUCGGGAGGCUGAGGUGGAAGGAUCGCUUGAGUCUGGGAGUUAGAGGCUGCAGUGAGCCUCUGCACGCCAGCCUGAAGUGAGACCCAGAGUGAGACCCCCAUCUCAAAACCAAACCAAACCAAACCAAGCCAAACCAAACCAAAACAAAACAAGAAACUUUCUUCAUGUGAUAUUUAUAGAUGAUUUGAAUUUGAAAUGACUUCAGCUUCUUAAACUUUUGUUGUCCUUAUAAAAAUACCCUUGAAUCUGGAGCAUGGCUGGUUCCAGUCUUAUGACAGCAUGUUGCGUGAGGCCCUGUAAAAGAUGAGGAGUUGUCCCUGAGGUUAUGGGGCUUACUGGGAAGAGCACAUGAUCUAGGUUUGAAGACAGAAGACAUAGGCUCUACCUUGGCAUCCAUAAUGUGUGAACUUGAACUUGAUUUCACAUCUUUGAAUCUCACUUUUCUUACCGUAAAAUGGAAGUGGACGAUGAAUAGUACUAGCCGCCAUGAAGGUCAUAGCUUUCCCCUCAUCCUUUAUUGCACCCCACAAGGUAGGUGCUCUUAUCUCCUUUUGACAGGGGAGGAAACUGAAGUUCAGAAAGGGUAAGUCACUUACCUAAGGCUACAUUGCUAGAAAAAAUUGAAGCUAGGAUUUGAACUCUGUUUUUCUGUCUCUAAAGUCAGCUGAAAAUUGUUUUUCCCCACUCAUCAUGCCCCUUGCUAAUUUCCCUGCCUACCUCUGAGAGUAUUGGGAAGAUCAAAUUAGACUGGUGAAUGGGCUUUAGAAAAAUGUCAUAAAAGAUACAAAUGUGUAAUAGAUCAUGAAUUCUCAAUGAAACAGGAGCAUAAAUGGAAGCUCCAGAGAAACACUCACAAACGUCUGUCUGGUGCUUAUCUGUCUGUUUAAAUGAAGUGAAUAUCACAUGUUGCUUUUUCAGAUUCAAGCUCUGAAAGUCAUAUUACAGAGGAACAAUUUCCUUCCUCAGGAUGAAAAUUUACAGGAAUUCGGAGGAAAAUAUUUCAGUGGUCAUUACUAAAACGCUCAGAGUCGGAUACAUUCAGCAUCAUACCGUAAGUCCCGUUAGUCAAAGCAUAAACAAGCGCAGGGCCUGGCGUGGCUUCCUUCAAGUUGGCUGACUCAGUCUGGGAGGAUUCACUCAGCAAGAGGCAGAGGAACAAAGGCAGGAUGAAGACAUUGCCUGUGCUUGUGCUGUCUCUUACCUUACUGACUGUCUUCUCAGAGACCUCCCCGAUUUUGACAGAGAAGCAGGCCAAACAGCUCCUAAGAUCUCGGCGACAGGAUAGACCAAGCAAACCCGGAUUCCCCGACGAGCCAAUGCGGGAAUACAUGCACCACCUGCUCGCCCUGGAGCAUCGCGCUGAGGAGCAGUUCCUGGAGCACUGGCUGAACCCUCACUGCAAACCCCACUGUGACAGAAACAGGGUUCAUCCUGUGUAAGGGGAUCAGGACCAGCCUCGCAAGCAUUUUAAUAGACAACAAGCUGGAUAAUGUUGAAACAAGACAAGGCUGCUUCUUUCACUUGUUUUUAAAUUGCAGAAAUGGAUGUCUUCAGACCUUGUGAACUGUGGGCAUAUCAAAGAUUGCCUUGGAAAUGGCAAAUAUAUAUACUGCUUCAUUUUACUAACCUGCAUAAAUCACUAAAACCAAUAGCUUAAAGCAUAGACACCUCCCAAAGAUCUUCCCAUCAGUUUGCAAGAGUGGGAACAACCAGAAUCUUACCUGGGGUUGAUGGAGCUGGAACUCCCAGACCAGGAGUUGGGGCAGGCUGCCUGCCCUAAGGAAUUUGGGGAAUCCUUGUUCAGAGUAGUGAAGCAUACCACUUGGGGUUGCUGAGUUGUUUUGUCCUCUAUUUUUUUCCUCUUCUUUUCUGCCCUAAUAAACAUUGCUAUUAAAUUUA